UUGUCUGGACCAUUUGCACCUGCGCUCCUGCCACAGAGGCCACCUCACCAAAUAAGGGCACGUGAGCGACCACUGCAGCGAUGACGUCGAGGGGGAAUUAGAAAACGCACCGGAGAGCGCGCACGGUUGAGAUGUGGACAUAAAACCGGAGAGGGGGGACCGCGCGGGGGUCUAAUCUGCUUACAGAAGAAGCCAUUCAACUCGCGCAAAGUCGCUGCACUAAUCCGCGGAAGCGUUCGCGUUCAGCUGUCCCGCGGCGGCGCGUCACGCGGGGCGCACACGCAAAACAAUCGCGCGCGCGCGCGCACUUGUGGCUCAUACGCGGGGCGGACGAAAUCAGAUAAGCGCGCGUAUACGCGCGAACGUGUUCUCUGCAGAAGCUGCCACGCGUCACGUUGCAGGAGUGGAACCGGCGGUUUGUGCUGUCCGCGCCGGUGACGAUCCGCUGACGCGCCACUAGCGGCACCUCCCCGGGAGAGACGGGAGAGGAGAAGGGAGGAGAGGGGAGUAGCGCGCUUCUUGCUUUCUUUUUUUCUCCCGCCUUGACACGCCGUGGAUAGACGCCUCCCGCUGUGCAGGUCCCGUGGACGACAUUUGACGGCAAAAUUCCUCCCCCCACCCCGCCUUCCCUCCUUUUCCCCCCCGGUAGCAUCACCCAGCAGGCUCUUCUGCAGAGAUGGAGGUACCAGGCUUGGCGCACAACAUCACCAGUCCGCUGAGUCCCUGCGAGGGGAUGAUCAAGGACCUGAGCUUGGACGCCUUACAGUUAUGCGAGCGCGAUGGUAGUAUCUCUGAGAUGGAGGAGCUCCCUGUUCCUCAGAACAUCAAGAUCAGCAACAUCACCUGUGACUCCUUCAGGAUCUGCUGGGACAUGGAGCCGCGCGGCAAGGAGCGCAUCACGCACUACUUCAUUGACCUGAACAAGAAGGAGAACAAAAACUCCAACAAGUUCAAACACAAGGAUGUUCCUACCAAGCUGGUAGCCAAGGCAGUGCCGCUGCCCAUGACGGUCCGAGGUCACUGGUUCCUGAGCCCCCGCACAGAGUACACCGUGGCCGUCCAGACGGCGUCCAAACAGACGGACGGCGACUACGCCAUCUCCCAGUGGAGCGAGAUCAUCGAGUUCUGCACUGCCGAUUAUUCCACAGUGCAUCUAAACCAGCUGAUGCAAAAGGCCGAGGUCAUAGCGGGCCGGAUGCUGCGCUUCUCCGUCUUCUACCGGAACCAGAAUAAAGAGUACUUUGACCACGCCAGGGAGGCGCAGGACAACCGGAUGCUGCAGUCGGUGAAAGACAACAGCGGCAGCCACGGGUCGCCCAUCAGUGGCAAGCUGGAGGGCCUUUUCUUCAGCUGCAACACCGAGUUCAACACAGGCAAGCCUCCGCAGGACUCCCCGUACGGCCGCCACCGCUUCGAGGUCAAGGCCGAGACGCUCUUCAACCCCGACACCAACCUUUACUUCGGAGACUUCUACUGCAUGUACACGGCCUACCACUUUGUCAUUCUGGUCCUGGCGCCGAAAGGCUCCGCGGGAGACGACUUCUGUAAGCAGAGGCUGCCCGCGCUGGACAUCGCCGACAACCGCUUCCUCACCUGCAAGCAGGGGGAGGCGGGCGACGGCGGCCUGGUGUUCCACCACGCCCAGGACGUCAUCCUGGAGGUGAUCUACACGGAGCCCGUGGACUUGGCGUCGGGCACGGUGGCCGAGAUCAGCGGGCACCAGCUGAUGAGCAUGUCCACGGUGAACGCCAAGAAGGACCCCAGCUGCAAGACCUGCAACAUCAGCGUGGGACGCUAAGGAAAGGUGCAUUUUAGGACGAGGGGGGGGCGGGUGGAGUAGCAUUGACCGACCUCUAAACACAGACACACACACACACACAGUAAGUCCACAUGUACUCAUGAAGCAGACCGAAACAUGCAUGAAGCAGCAGAUUUGAAAGGCUCCCAGAUGUGUCCUCUGAAGAGACAUCCAUUCCCAAAGAAGAGAGGACACGCUCGGACACCUGCUGCUUCGUCUCCGCAUCUAAAAAGGGUUCCCCUCGAUGUAAAAGAAGAAAAAAGAAAUACCUAAAGAUUUCCCACGUGAGGGACCACCAAGAACACAGACCCUUCCCCUCGGCACCGACUAAACCCUUUAACUUUAUUAACAAACAUGGGCUGCUUCUGUUCAAUUUCCUGUUUCUCUUUAAACUCUUGUCCUAUCUUUUAUUAAUGACCUUUGGUGUGUUAUUAUUGAUAUGCUGAUGAUUGAGUGUCUGCAGUUUCUUUGCAGACGAGCAUUUAGUGGUUUCCGAGUUACUUUAGCUGUCGUUUCCGAAAUGUUUUCAGAGCUUUUCUCCUCCUAGUGGACCGGUACUACAGUGUUCUAGAGCUGCAGCAUCCUUGGUCAUCUUUUGUUGUACCAAAGGUAUUUAAAACCAGACAUGACACCUCUGUAGAAUCGUAACAGUACUAAUGCAACAGCCUCUAAAAAUGUGUAUUCACUAAGUAUUUGACCACGUGUGAACUAAUUAACCUUUAAAAAAAAAAAAAAAAGCAUGAUGCGGCAGCAUGCGUGUGAAAGCUGUUUGUACCUCAACCACAGCAACCUUUUCUGUAAUAGUCGUUAUUUUAUCGUAGUCUGUGGAAGGAAAGAAAGAAAGUAGAACCAUAAACUGUUUAAAUGUGAAAAAAUAUUUAUUUUUAUUGAUACAUUCAUAUAUAUAUAUUAUUUCUCUAUAUAGAAAACUAUAUAAACCAGAAGUGCACAAUGUCAUAAGCAUUGUCAACAACUGCAUUCGAGGGGGAUUUAACUUCACACAGGCAAAAUGGGGGGAGAAACGCCAAUUUGAGGACAUGUAGAUGUUGCACCGGAAUGGCAACAUUUUAAUUGAUCAAAUUCUUAAUGCAUAUCACAGCACAAUGUAGGACUACACAACUAACAUGCACAAACACAACAUGAUUGUCUCAUCGAUUGCAUUCAAGCUGACACCUAUUUUUGCAAAGAUAACAGUUUCCACAUUAACUAUGGACAGAGCUGUCCAAAAGAAAAGGCAAGUAACAAGAGUGCCAUAACAUGCGUAUAGUAAUUGUGAAUUACUAAUAUGUAAUUAACAAGCUCAGCAUCCUUGACAUAUAUAAGUGCUUCAGAAAAUACACUGUCAUAAAUGACAUGUAUUUGGGACAAAAACUGCAUUUCAUUUACUUUCCAUCAGCGUUAUUCAUGUAAAGUGCAUAAACAUCAUGAGCAUGGCACGAAACAACCAAUCAAGUCCUGUUAAAUAAAUCCCACUGUGAGUUAACUCAACUAGUCUUGGUUGAGUCCUGUUGUUUACUGAGCAGGGCCUCGAGGAGCCGGCGCUUCGCUUUGAGGUUCUUAUACUGGCAGUACUCCUCAGCCAUCGGCCCGCGGUCCUCCUUCUGACAAGCCCUGUUAACCAUGAAUAGAGAAAAAAGAAAAAGAUGCAAAGAGAAGGCAGAACUUCAGUAGUUAGAAAACAACCUGCGGCAGCUUCCGUUACCGGUUGAUAGUCCCUAUGUUGCCUUACUCCGAUAGCUUUGAACAGUGUGUAUUGUAAUUAAAAACGUAAUGUACCGUUUAGUUUGGGGGACUAACAAGUAGUACAGUUCAGAGCAAACGUCUUAUCUCUUUCCUGAGCUCUCUGUGCUUUGUUCCCUGCGUUACGCCGUCGUACUCUCACGAUGGAAUUUCUUUUGAGGAUGUUUUUUUUUUUUCACAAGGCAUUGUUGGAAACCAAAUGUUCCAAGUUUAUUUAAAGACUAAAUAAAAAAAAAUUCAAAUGCCAA
Gasterosteus aculeatus aculeatus (three-spined stickleback) is the source of this 3786-nucleotide messenger RNA. RefSeq names its product phytanoyl-CoA hydroxylase-interacting protein-like. The record is from RefSeq and is a predicted model, not a curated record. Gene Ontology annotation, cellular component: cytoplasm. Lineage: Eukaryota; Metazoa; Chordata; Actinopteri; Perciformes; Gasterosteidae. Gene Ontology annotation, molecular function: protein binding.